CUGCUCUUUUCCAGAAACCAGGGGAUGGAGCUUACAUAAUAGGGACAUUCUUUUUCGUAGAAAAUGUAAUUGUGUAAACAAUAGCCGCUGGACCUAAAUAGCCCCCUUUACCAUGUUCUUUGUAAACUGCAAGCCUUGAGAAUGAGGUUUCUCAGUCAGUGUUGACAAUGUUUGGUUUCAGUCAAGCUUGUGUACAAGUUUCAAGUUCAUUUUACGAUUAGACUAGGACGAGAUACAACACACGCUCUACCUUAAUACUGUAUGAACUAAGAAACCAAUCUGAAGGUGUUGAGUGUGACCUGAAGGAUCUAAAUAUGGAUGUGGAUGUUGAAAAUGUAGACGUGGAUGCUACUCAGUUAUCGAAGUUGAAACUUUAUAUUUCGAGGUCUAAUGAAAAUAUUUCUGAGAACAGUUAUGACGGGACAGUGACUCCACCGCCAUCUCCACUCGAUGUCCAGGGCGAUGUUGACUCCCGGCCUCCUCACUCCUAUGUCAGGAUCGUUAUCAUGGCCCUGCUCGAUUGUCCAGGUCACGAGGCUACGAUCAGGGAGAUCUAUGACAUGAUCACGUUGAAGUUUCCAUACUACCAAGAGAAUCGUCUACACUGGAAGAAUUCCGUGCGCCACAACUUGACAGUGUUUAGUUGCUUCGAGCGAGUUGUGAGUAGUAGUGCAGAUGACGGCUCAUCUUCCCGUAGCUCGAAUAGCUGGAGACUUGUUGGUAACUGGCAGUCCAUACUGGAAAAGGCAGAAUCCGCGACUGUUCGAAAGAACAGAACCUGUAAUUCAAGUAUCGUUGACGAGUUCACGAAGAAAAAGAAAAAGCAUCUCAAGCCAACACACAUUGGUAAAUUGGAUAGUGUUUCAAGGAGAGAGAAAGACCUAGCGAAGAAAAAGAAACGUGAAAAGGCGGCGAGGAAACUUAGGUUAGCAGCUGGGAUUCGAAGAAUCAACAGGGUGCCGUUAGGUGAUUUAAAUCAUCAUGAUCAGUCGGCUUCUCCUGCGAAUCUAUCGAAAGAACCAUUUCCAUCCCGUAUGACCACACCACCUCCUCGACUCCCUGGUGUUGAAAACAUUUUCCUACCCUCACCUACCCCAAGCAUCUCACCAUUAAAAGAACCACUGAACAUUUGGGACGAUUCGCCAGACGAUUUGCAUCUUCUAUCCGUGCCCAACCUCUCUUUGAUUGAUGAGAUCACAGACAUCGUCUCUGCUGAUGAUGAGAUGACAGUAUCCCAUCUCGUAGCACAGACGGAUGCUUCGGACGUCAUAUCUCAGUAUGAAUCAGACAUUGAUGUGGCCAUCAAACGACAAUGUUCAUGGCAUCAGUUUACACCGGAGCAGAGUCCAGCUAAAGCAUGGACGGAGCUGACAAUGGCUGGCCUCACUGGGUAUGCUUCGUCUGCAAAGAGCAAAAACCUUUGGGAUCUAGUAGAUUCGAGAUUCAAUCCUGACCUUUCAGACUUGUAUAACCUCAAUAACGAUUGGUCAUCAUCGAUGUCUCUAGAUGACUACGUGUUAGUUUUGUAAGAACAUAGCUGUUGAAUGAUGACAUUUGUUUGAGAAUGAUGUUUAUUUGUUGUAUGUACAAUUUUAAGUGUAAUUGUGCACCUGUUACAUUUUUGAAACGUAGGAUUGACCCAUAGUGAAAAUAAUUAUCCUUGUUUGGUAAUGAUGCUUCUUCAUACUAUAGUCAACAAUGCCCACUUCUCGAUACAACCUCGAAAAAGUAACAUAUCCUCAAACAAGAUAUUCGAAUUAUUGUGAUUAUUUUGUAAGGCUGAUAACCUAGCCGUAUUUAUGAUAGAAUCGGCCAUUGUCAGCGUAAUUUCAUAAUACAAUGACAUCCACGUGUUUGCUUCUCUUGAUAAGAAAGUUUUGUUCCUCGACAUACUGAAAGUUUCAUCGUCGAUUUUUAUACUGUGUUUGUAUACUUGACCUAUAUUCCAAAUUAGUAAUGGUCAUGAAUGAUAGACAUAAUUGAACAGCAUGUUUUCCUAAAGUUGUUGAGUGUCACCACUAUUUUAGUUUGACCCAACUUUCGUUUUAUGCUUGCAUGAACGUGUAUUAUUCAAAUUUAAAGUCAUUAUGAAUGUUACUCCACGAUAGUAUUAUUUUCAAUUCCACUUCUUCUGUUGAAGAUGAUAGAGAAAUACCUUUACCAAAAUAAAUCAGGUUUUCAUCCAAAUGUUUUCAUCUUGUGUUUCACACGAAAUAAUUGGACUAUCAUAAUGUCUCCCAGUUUGUAAAUUCUCUUAAGUAAAGUAAGUGAUCCUAUAUACUUAUUAAAAAAGAACAAAACAUAUUUCUCAAGUGUAAAUGUGUCGAUAUGUCUGAUUAUGUCGUAAAUUUUAAAGAUUUUGAUUUUUAAAAAUGCAUGAUGUUAAUAAAUUGCCUGAAAACAGCUA
Molecule: messenger RNA, 2407 nt
Organism: Lytechinus variegatus (green sea urchin)
Lineage: Eukaryota; Metazoa; Echinodermata; Echinoidea; Temnopleuroida; Toxopneustidae
Product: forkhead box protein B1-like
Exons: 1
Coding region: 315-1529 (404 amino acids)
Biological process (GO): cell differentiation; anatomical structure morphogenesis; regulation of transcription by RNA polymerase II
Molecular function (GO): DNA-binding transcription factor activity, RNA polymerase II-specific; RNA polymerase II cis-regulatory region sequence-specific DNA binding
Source: RefSeq, a predicted model, not a curated record